Messenger RNA from Pogona vitticeps (central bearded dragon), 422 nucleotides. Lineage: Eukaryota; Metazoa; Chordata; Lepidosauria; Squamata; Agamidae. The record is from RefSeq and is a predicted model, not a curated record.
CACCUGACUGAUUCUUCCCAUGGUGUAAGGAACAAAUGCCUCCUUUUAAUUGGCUGCCUUGGGACUGUGGAAAAAGGUGUUGUGAAAGAAGCAGAAGGCCAGCCUCCCAAAGAUGUCCAGAAGAUCAUUGGGGAUCAUUUCAAUGACCAGGAUCCUCGGGUUAGGACAGCAGCUAUAAAAGCCAUGCUCCAGCUACACGAAAGGGGAUUAAAGCUGCAGCAAAACAUUUAUAAUCAGGCAUGUAAGCUCUUAACCGAUGACUAUGAGCAGGUUCGCAGUGCCGCCGUCCAGCUCACCUGGGUCCUCAGCCAGCUUUACCCAGAAAGGGACUUGGGCAAUGCUGUCGGCAUGCUUCUGUUACACUCAAAGGCACCCCAUGGGGGCCCCAUCCACCAGGAGUGCCUCCUGUGCCCUUGGGAAUG